AUGUUUGGUUUCGGAUUUGAGAUAUCAAAAUCUCAAACAGAAAACUCCCAAGUAACAUAUUACAAGAAAAGUACCACGUGCCGGUAUGGCGGUGCUGCGGUAGGCCUAGGUCACUCCGGUGUAUAUUGGGUCCGCCCCGCCUACGUCUUCUCACCUCCGGUUAUCCUCUCCAACUCUCAAGGCAACCGCCGGUCGGCUCCUCUCUACAGCACCUCAACUCUCGAAUCUAAUCAAUCGAGAAAGAAACUCUGUACCUUCCACCACUACCGUAUCAGUCGGUGUGUUGAGGGCGCCAGUCCAUCCUUCGAAGUCACCCGCCCGGCUGCAAUGUGUGCUCUACACACAUAA
This is a messenger RNA of Penicillium verrucosum, 348 nucleotides long. RefSeq lists its product as uncharacterized. The transcript has 2 exons. Bases 1 to 348 code for a protein of 115 amino acids. The record is from RefSeq and is a predicted model, not a curated record. NCBI's taxonomy places the organism in Eukaryota, Fungi, Ascomycota, Eurotiomycetes, Eurotiales, Aspergillaceae.